AUGGAACAACCAAGGGAAUCGACGAUGUACCAACAGCAGCCUGAGCUGACGCCCCUCGAGGCGGAGGUUCUUGAGGAGUACGAGAAACUGGCGGACAACAUGAAAAAGCUGGCAUCUACUCUAGAAGAUCUGAGCAGCUCCCCCAGCACUGAAAUCCUGGAUGGCCUUCGCGAACUAGAGCGCAAGACGAGCUUGGUCUUCACCCUUCUGAAGGCUAGCGUGUACAGCAUAGUACUGCAACAAGAGAUUGACUGGGGCGACCAAGCUGGCAACCAGGAGUAG
Messenger RNA from Colletotrichum aenigma, 282 nucleotides. RefSeq names its product DASH complex subunit DAD3 (gene DAD3). Lineage: Eukaryota; Fungi; Ascomycota; Sordariomycetes; Glomerellales; Glomerellaceae. Gene Ontology annotation, cellular component: DASH complex; mitotic spindle. The record is from RefSeq and is a predicted model, not a curated record. The coding region runs from base 1 to 282 and encodes 93 amino acids. Gene Ontology annotation, biological process: attachment of spindle microtubules to kinetochore. The transcript has 2 exons.